Molecule: messenger RNA, 2106 nt
Organism: Nerophis ophidion (straightnose pipefish)
Lineage: Eukaryota; Metazoa; Chordata; Actinopteri; Syngnathiformes; Syngnathidae
Gene: p2rx5
Product: purinergic receptor P2X, ligand-gated ion channel, 5
Exons: 12
Coding region: 231-1613 (460 amino acids)
Biological process (GO): response to ATP; monoatomic cation transmembrane transport
Cellular component (GO): plasma membrane; nuclear inner membrane
Molecular function (GO): purinergic nucleotide receptor activity; extracellularly ATP-gated monoatomic cation channel activity
Source: RefSeq, a predicted model, not a curated record
CACACACACACACACACACACACACACACACACACACACACACACACACACACACACACACGGCCCUGCUUGUAUCUUCCCUCCAAUAGAAACUUUAUAAAGUUCACCCAUGUCCAGUUUGAGUUAGAUGGAAGUGAACACAUGUUGACGUUGCUUUCAGGCAUGUUUGAGGAGCAUGCAGACUGACUGAGUGGUCCUGACGAGAGGACCAGCUGAGUAGGGGACACAACAUGGCUGGCUGGGGCACCUUCUUCGUUUCUCUCCUCAACUACAAGACGGAGAAGUACGUGAUCGCAGAGAACAGGAAGAUCGGGAUAUUGUUUCGAAUCUACCAGCUGGCGGUGCUGGGAUACAUAAUCGGGUGGGUGUUUGUGAUGAAGAAGGGCUACCAAGAGAAGGAAGAGGCUAUUCAGUCAUCCGUCAUCACCAAGCUCAAAGGUGUCACACUGACCAACAGCUCUGAGAGUGGACCUCACCUGUGGAGUGCCGAAGAUUAUGUCAUUCCACCAAAUGGCGAGCAGGUUUUCUUUGUUGUGACAAAUUACGUCGAGACCCCAAAUCAGAGGCUGGGCUUCUGUGCUGAGAAUUACAAAGUGCCGAAUGGGCGAUGUCUUAGUGAUGAUGACUGCAUCGAGGGGGAGACCGUUACAGCUGGUCAUGGAAUUAAAACUGGCUUGUGUGUAAACAGCACCGGGACGUGUGAGAUCUACACCUGGUGUCCCGUAGAAUACCGCAAGAGACCCAUAGAGCCUUUACUGAAAGACGCUGAAAACUUCACCAUUUACAUCAAGAAUUUCAUCAGGUUCCCAAAGUUUGAGUUCUCCAAAUCCAACGUUCUUGAUACGUCUGAUGACAGUUACUUGAAGACAUGCUCCUACGAUCCCGUCACUCAUCCUUACUGUCCCAUCUUUCGCUUUGGAGACCUGGUUAAAUGGACCGGACAUGACUUUCAGGACAUGGCUACUAAGGGUGGCUCUGUUGGUAUUCUUAUUGAGUGGUACUGCGAUCUGGAUAAGGACUACUCGAAGUGUAACCCAGAGUACAGCUUCACCCGCUUAGAUAUGAACUUGAACAACUCGGUCACAUCAGGAUACAACUUCAGGUAUGCCAGGUAUUUUAAGGAUCAACACGGGGAAACCUUUCGCACUUUGUAUAAAGUAUAUGGAAUUCGCUUUGACAUCAUGAUAAAUGGCCAGGCUGGGAAAUUCAAUAUUGUUCCAACAAUAAUCGCCAUUGGUUCUGGUGUUGCUCUGCUGGGAAUAGGAGCUUUCGUCUGUGAUAUGAUACUACUGUACAUGAUGAACACCAGCUCCUUCUACCGAGAAAGGAAGUUUGAAAUCAUCAAUUUCAAGAAAGAGCGGACCAAAGACAAGGCGGACAAGCCAGGACAACGGGAGAAGAAAUCCAGGAAAUCUGCAACAGAGAAAGUGUCUGUGAACGCCAUCAAAACCACAGAAGACAUCGUGGGCUCGUCUGUUAACGCUGACAAGAAAUCAUCAGCGGACAAGCGGGGUCCCACCAUUCCACGCAACACGGGCCAGCGCUACACAUCCGCUCUCUCUCCUCAAGGUGCAGAACCAAAGCAUCACAUCACAUUCUCUUCACUCAACUGAAAAAAACAAAAGACCCACAGUGGUUCUCUGGGUCAGUUAGGUUGCAAAAGGUGGAAGUGUUUACCUGUCGGCUCGUCCUGACUGAAGACAGCAUGGUCAGUCCACACAAACGCACGUGUGCCAGGACACUGAUGCAUGGAACCUUGCAGAUGUUAGGGAAAAACUGUCCUAAAAGUCAUUAUCUUACCAAACUUGGCAGCCAUUGACACGUUUAAGUCAGUCCAGCUUAUUUGCAACAGUGAAAUGAGCACAGCAGCUCUGUUUGGAUACGAGUGUACGAUAUCAGCCUAGAAUUCAAUCAGCUAAGGAAAACCAUGUCAACAAACUGCCGUAACUUUAUUAUCACCCAUUGUUAUACCAGAAAUAAAUGUGCUUACAAGGCCUAGUUUUGAUUAUGUCGACUGCUUGUUAUGUUGAUGGCAGGAGUAUAGACAUAAACGGGUUCUGUAGUAGUCGUAGAUCAAUUUGCAAUAAAGUACAUAUUUGCAAGGUG